AUGUCACAAAAUUCUUCAAUACAACUUGUAUUUUCUGAUGAGUCUGCAUAUAAUAGAAAAACACUUUCUCAAUGUUAUAGAUGGAAUUUUAAAGGAAAAUAUGCAUCAUAUGCAAUUCAAGAAGGUCCUAUGAAUAGUAAUUAUUAUACUUAUUUUAUUGAAUAUGUUUUGUAUUUUGAUAUUAAAUAA
Molecule: messenger RNA, 189 nt
Organism: Funneliformis caledonium
Lineage: Eukaryota; Fungi; Glomeromycota; Glomeromycetes; Glomerales; Glomeraceae
Source: the annotation of a GenBank genome assembly